Molecule: messenger RNA, 1302 nt
Organism: Dioscorea cayenensis subsp. rotundata (Guinea yam)
Lineage: Eukaryota; Viridiplantae; Streptophyta; Magnoliopsida; Dioscoreales; Dioscoreaceae
Product: WAT1-related protein At4g19185-like
Exons: 7
Coding region: 34-1191 (385 amino acids)
Cellular component (GO): plasma membrane
Molecular function (GO): transmembrane transporter activity
Source: RefSeq, a predicted model, not a curated record
GAGAGAGAGAGAGAGAGGAGGAGGAGGACGGCAAUGGCUGGGGAUCUCAUCAAGAGGGCUCAUGGAGCGAUGGUGUUGGGGCAGGUGAUAAGUGCCGGCUACCAUGUGAUCACAAAGUUGGCGUUGAAUGUGGGGAUGAACCAGUUGGUCUUCUGUGUCUUUCGGGACAUCCUUGCCCUCUCUAUUCUCGCUCCACUUGCGUUCUUCUACGAUAGAAAAGUCCGUGUUCCACUUACUCCUCGCCUACUUGUGUCAUUUUUCAUUCUUGGACUAACUGGGAUCUUUGGCAAUCAGCUUUUGUUUCUUAUUGGUCUUAGUUAUACAACUCCCACUUAUGCUGCAGCUUUUCAACCUGCAAUUCCAGUAUUUACAUUUUUAUUGGCUGCAAUAAUGGGUGCUGAAACAGUUACCUUGCUGACAAGUGAAGGUCGAGCGAAAAUUGGAGGCACUUUUAUCUGUGUUUCAGGUGCCCUUUUAAUGGCCUUGUACAGAGGCCCAGCUGUUAUUGGCAGCAUGGCUUUUGACCCAUUAAGUGAUAUAAGUGCAAAGUCUCAGCCUGAGCCAGCUGGAUGGUUAGCGUCUAGUUUGAUGGAGUUUGGACUUGAAAAGUGGCAUAUUGGUGUUUUGUGCUUAAUUGGCAAUUGCAUGUGCAUGGCUACUUAUCUUGCUUUACAGGCUCCAGUUCUAUCAAAAUAUCCUGCCAGUUUGUCUUUGACGGCAUACUCAUACUUUUUUGGUGUUACCUUGAUGAUAUUAUGCGGAUUUUUUGCGACCAAUGAUUACACUGAUUGGACUCUGACUCAAUCUGAAAUAAUUGCUGUGCUAUAUGCUGGUAUUGCUGCUUCUGCACUUAAUUAUGGGCUGCUGACAUGGUCGAAUAAGAUGCUUGGACCUGCACUAGUGGCUCUGUACAUGCCUCUCCAACCUGCUGUGGCUGCCAUAUUGUCAAGAAUAUUCCUUGGAAGUCCCAUUUAUCUUGGAAGCAUUAUUGGGGGUCUUUUGAUCAUUUCUGGCCUCUACAUGGUAACUUGGGCCCGCUACAGAGAGAGACAGACCGCGGCCGUGAUUCCUUAUGCUAAAUGCGCCUCUGAACCUUCAAGUGAUGAUCCGCCCUUGAUAAAGAAAGCAAACAUUUUCUCCGGCCCCUCUAUUGCAUUUCCUAGGCCAUGGAAUGAACCACAUGAGUUGUGAUGGAUUAUUAUGAUAUUUAACAGUAGCAUACAGCGAUAGUGAAUGUUUACGUGUAUUUGAGGACAUCAUAAAGGAAGAGAUUCAGAAGCAUUUGAUUUGCUAGUGUUUUAA